Molecule: messenger RNA, 651 nt
Organism: Dovyalis caffra
Lineage: Eukaryota; Viridiplantae; Streptophyta; Magnoliopsida; Malpighiales; Salicaceae
Source: the annotation of a GenBank genome assembly
AUGGCUCCUCCAAUUGAGACUCCCGAUAAACUUAAUUUCUCUCGUCAAUCCGCACAUCCACCUCUUAAUGAAAGGAUACUUUCAUCAAUGACUAGGAGGUCUGUUGCUGCACAUCCUUGGCAUGAUCUGGAGAUCGGACCUGAAGCUCCAAAGAUAUUCAACUGUGUGGUUGAAAUAGGGAAAGGCGGCAAGGUGAAAUAUGAACUUGACAAAAAAACUGGAUUGAUUAAGGUCGACCGUGUGCUUUACUCUUCAGUUGUGUAUCCCCACAACUAUGGUUUCAUCCCCCGCACCCUUUGUGAGGACAAUGAUCCCAUGGACGUCUUGAUUAUCAUGCAGGAACCAGUUCUUUCAGGAUGCUUUCUUCGUGCUAAAGCUAUAGGACUUAUGCCAAUGAUUGAUCAGGGUGAGAAAGAUGACAAGAUAAUUGCAGUUUGUGCUGAUGAUCCUGAAUACCGCCACUACAAUGAUAUAAAGGAACUACCACCACAUCGUUUAGCUGAGAUCCGUCGCUUCUUUGAAGAUUACAAGAAAAAUGAGAACAAGGAGGUUGCUGUUAACGACUUUCUUCCGGCUUCUGAUGCCUAUGAGGCAAUUCAGCAUUCAAUGAAUCUUUAUGCGGACUACAUAGUGGAGAGCCUAAGGAGAUAG